CGCACAUGCUCCAAUAAGCACGUAUUCUUAUGAUGUAUUUCUCGCUGAUGCGCCUGCGUGUGCGAAAGUGUGUCGAAAAAGCGAAGGAAAAAACCGAGGUGUGAGCAGACUAUAGACUGUGACCCACAAAAUCUCGUAUUUUCGAAAAACGAAUUACGUCCGGCGCGGAUGAUUUGCAUAAUAAGUGACAUCCAGAAACUGGUUGAUCUCCGACUGUCCCUCGAGCUUUCCGAAAUUCGGAUCAGCUUGCGCAAUGAUACACUCUGUCCGUCACACCGGCGAAAAGAAAAACAGCCACUCCGCGAGGGAUACGACAUUUCGGAUAUGCAAAGGGAUAUCGCGCGGGUAAACGUCUCCUCUCCACCCGUCGAGUGCGUAAAGUCACGUGUUUAUAUGCAAGAGGAGCUGCGCGUGGGAAGUCGGCGAGUCGCGCCGUUAUGCCGGUAAUUAAUACGCGGAGAGCUGCUCUUUCCCUCUCUCUUCAGCCGCUGCUGCUGCUGCUGCUGCAGUGAGUGAUCGCGGUGGCAAGCGCCCGAGGAAGGUUUUGCGGCUGAAGCUGUUGUCAGACCGUUUUAUUUUAUUGCUCGUAAAAGUACCGAGAUUUAGACUGCAAUACACCCGCUCGCGCGCCGCCGCCGCUGUCGGUGAUGUGUAUAGGCGCCCGUUAUACUCGCGGCGAGCUUGCAAGCCCGUCUUUUAUUCUUCUUUAUCUGAACUUCCUGCCUCUCUCUCUCUCUCUCUCUCUCCUGCUUCCUCUUCGCGGUGCGUUUGCGUGUGGGCAGUAGCCGCGGCCGCGCUGCACCGGACGUGGAAUCUAUUCGUCCCGAAUGAUCGCGCGUAGUAGUCUCGGACGCUUUGCCAAGUGGAACGACGGCCAGAGUCGAUUUCUAGAUUGGCUGUAGCCGCGUGGACUAUCUCGUUUGUUUGCUUUCCGAUUUCUUCUCGAUUCGCGCGGCCUUUGAGCCGAGCCUCCGCUACUUCUGAAGUUAUUCGGGUCUGUUGUUUUGUUUGCUUGCUCGGCGAUCCGUCUUGUUUACACUCGAACGCCGCGAGUUCGUUACAAUAAUUUUCGCAGCGCAACUCUGUCUCAACAAGCUCCGCCGCAAGGCUUUGAGAGAGAGAGAGAGAGAACGUCGCGAAGGUCGCUCUGAAAAUAGACCGAUUCACGUGUAAGAGCAAAAAAUGAAGCGUAUACAGCAAACGAGGCAGCCAAUUAAAAAGAAUCUUCAGCCUCGCUCGCAAUGAUCUCCUAAUUAAACGGAGAAGCUCCUCUCGACUUCCGCGCUUAACUCUCCGCCUCCAUAAAUUCGAGCCUCGGCAAAAGAAAAACUAACCCUGCCUCCGCACGGCGGAAAUGAAAUGCGCGCUCACGUAAACCCGCCUUCUAAGUACAGCCGAAUCUGCCACAUGUGCAUAUGCCCAAACGCCUCGGAGUCACGCUCUCGGCUGCUCGUCAGUAAGGGGUCGCGCGCGCUAUCUUUUCGGGGUGGAACGCGCGAGUAGACGAAAUAAGGCGCGAGCGCUCCGCGUCGGAUCAGUAGUGUAUACCGCCGAAGUCAAAGCGAGCGACAGAGAGAAAAGUUGGGAAAAAGAGAGAGGGAGAAGUCUGUACGUGCAGAGCGCAGAUGAGCGAGGCACACGAGGGGGGGAGCGAGCGUGUGUAAAGCUCGUGUGCGCGAGCGACUGCUAUACUCCACGGGUAUCGGGGGGAGCUUGCCGCGAGUGCCGACAGAUAGCGCGCGACUCGCUCGGCGCUUCAGAAGCGAGCAGAGAGCGAGCGAGCAAGCAGCGCGCAGCUCCGAGAGUCGAGCAGAGCUCAGUUGUCGCUCAGUUUGGCUCGACGAGGCCAACGAGGAAGAAUACACACGAGAGAGAGAGGGAGAUUGACACGGGGCUUCUCCCAUGUAUAUCCGCUCCGAUCUCGCUCUGACACGUACGUGUGUUGUUGCCGCCGCCGCGCAUCUCGCUCUUGGUGCUUCGGCCUACCUGGCUCCGGCGAUUUGUUUCUCCGUCGAGGCCUAUUCUUCCCGCCCGCGCGCAAUCAAAGCACACGCCGACUACCUGACGGCUGACCGCGCCGCUCGGGUCUGCAGCAGCUGAGCAGCGGGAGAAAAAAAAAGUGAAACCGAGUGCGAAUACUGGCUAGCGCGGCCAGUGGGUCGAGGGAAUUUUUUUUUCUGUGAACCCUUCUAGCGAGAGCAUUGUGUGGCGGACAGUGCGCGACAGACAGAGAGAGAGAGAGAGAGAGAGAGAGAGAGAGAGAGAGAGAGAGAGAGAGAGAGAGAGAGAGAGAGAGAGAGUUGACCCGCAGUGCACAGUGUGACACUAUAGCGCACCUCGAGAUGAUUCCGCGCUCGCCCGGACAGAGUUCGGAGCUCACCCUCGAGAUCGUCGCUCCUCGAUCGGACAGUCCGCCGCAUCCCGGUGCAUGAAAAUAGAAAGCCAGUGUGUGCGCGACCUGUGUACGCCGAAGUUUUUUCCUUCGCUCCUGCGCGAGAGAGCUUUAAAAGACAGAUAUACACGCACACGCGCGCCUGACAGCUGCGACAGUCGCUAGCACGCUGAGAUAGCUAAAGUGAGUUUUCUGUUUUAUCUUUUUCAUUCUGGUACGCAUCAUCAACAACCUUCGUCCCAUCCAUCUGGACCUCCUGGACCAUCAACGAUCAACAACAACAACAACAACAACAACAACAACAACGCUGAUACGCGCGCGCAUCUUGGACGACACGUGGCUAACACGGGUGUGUGAAUGUGCAAAACGACGUUACAUCGGCACCUGUGCUGCUGCCUCGCCGACCACAUCCGUCAUCGUUAUCAUCGCCGUCCGCGCGACGCCGCAUCUGCCUUAUCUCGGCCGCACCGACUCCCGAUACUUCUGCUGCUCCUUCCACCUGCAACCCCUACUCCCGCCACCCUCGACCCCCUCCCCGCGCCCCCGCGCGCGCGCUCCGUCUGCUCGACUCGGCUCCGUGUCUCCCCCCCCCUUCCCGCUCCACGAUCCACCGUCACCCGGUAUCCCGCGCUCGACGUGCACGCGGCGCUUUCUUUAUUUACCUCCCGAUCUCUCUCGCGCGCGCGCUGCUCCGCGGGCGAUGACUCGGCUCGGACACCGGUGAACGACUGAACGCUGCUGCAACCGACCGACACCAACACCACCACCACCACCACCACCACCACUCUCAAACAACCCACGUGCGUGGGAUCGGCGCUACGACGAUAUUAAAAUCGUCGGCAAACAAUCGCGAUUUGCACCAUCGCCGAUCACGUGGCUUGCUCAACGGCGACGCUGUACGACAAUGUGCACGCCGUGCCGCUAUGCGGCUCCGGCGUGGCUCACCCUGCCUCCGUCACGCCGAUGGGGACAGUCACCGGAGCGGGGAAUUCCACCGGGUUGACCUGGUGGAACAUGAUGAACGGUGUCCCCUACGAGGACAGCCCGCCGCCAGUAGCUCCGACCUCCACGCUCAUCUCCCUCCAGCAGCAGCAGCAGCAGCAGCAGCAGAGCUCGAACCCCGGCUCCCACCAGCAGCAGCAGGCCUCGACGCCCACCUCGCCGGGAGCCCCCUCGUCGGCCAACACUUCGCAGCAGCAGCAGCAGCCCUCGCAGACCGCCAGCGCGAGCUCGACCUCGCCGAGCGCCUCCUCGGUCGCGAGCAACAGCACUACGGGCCCGCUGCACAUACCCGCGAAGCGGCUGACCGCGACCCCGGUCCAGGGCCAGGUCUCCGGCUCGGGGAACGGCGCCGGCUACGCCGACGUGAACUGCGCCCCGGGCGAGCCGAACGGCGGCGUCGUCCAGCCCGGCAGCGUCAUCCGGCACUCGCACUCGACGGGCUCGAGCCAAGGCACCGGGCCCACCGGCUGGGCCAGCUACAGCCCCCACCACCCCCAGGAGUCGCACUACUCGACGGCGGCCGGCACGCCCCAGGACUCGCUGAACCACCACCAGGCUUACGGGGGCACUAAUCCCCCCACGUACUACACCAACCUGGCGAGCGACCCCAGCGGCACCGGCGCCCCGGGCGCCAACCAGCAGGCCUCCUCGAGGGACCAGCGCAAGGCCUCGAGCCUGACCAGCUUCUGGUCGCCCGCGGCCUCGACGACGGGCACCGGCGCCGGCGACUACAAGUCCUACAACUCCGGGGCCGGCGGGACCGGCGGCAACAUCGCCACCACGACCUCGUCCACGGGUUCCUCGGGGGCCGACCCCGCUGUCAGCUGCCACCAGAGCUUCUCGCAGAGCUGGUGCAACUACCCGCCCUACUCGACCUCGAGGCACCACCACUCGGUCGACAGCGCCGCGGCCGCCGCGGCGGCCCACCACCACGCGCACAGCCAGGCCGGCGUCUCGUACCUCACGCCCUCGGCAGCGGACGACCGGGGACGGGUGGCCGCCGCGAUGGUCGCCGAGGCCGCCUUCCCCCACGACGGCUACGGCGGACUCAGGAACUACGGGGCCCCCGAGCCCGUCACCUCCAGCCCCUACCCGCCUCCAGUGAUGUGGGGUUCCUCCCCAUCCUCCUUGUUUCAAACAGGUGGCCUCGGAGUCGUCGGGGGCGUCGGAGUGGGCGGCAUGAGCGUGAGCGGCACGAACCCGCUGGAGUGGACGGGCCAGGUGACGGUGCGCAAGAAGCGCAAGCCCUACUCCAAGUUCCAGACGCUCGAGCUCGAGAAGGAGUUCCUCUUCAACGCCUACGUCUCGAAGCAGAAGCGCUGGGAGCUGGCGCGCAACCUGAACCUGACCGAGCGCCAGGUGAAGAUCUGGUUCCAGAACCGGCGCAUGAAGAACAAGAAGAACAGCCAGCGCCAGUCCCAGCAGCAGAACAACAACAACAACAGCCAGGCGAACAACGCGAACCACCACGGGGUCGGGGCGGGCCACCACCACUCGAGCAGCGGCCACGCGAGCGUCCACCACGUGGCGCAGGCGCACCACGCUAACGGCUCGGCCAAGCACCAUCAGUGACCCGUGGUCUUCUCUGGCGUCGCGUUCGGCCACAGCCCGCACGCCGGCUCCAGCUCGUCCUCGGCCACGGCCGUCUCGGGCCACGGGGCCCUGCACGCGCCCCAGCCGCAGAUGGCCCAGGCCGCCGGCUCCUCGUCCUCGAGCUCCUCGAGCGCGGCCGCGGCCGCGGCAGCCGCUGCGGCCGCCCUGGCCCACGUGGCCACGCCGCUGCACUCGCACGCGGGCCACGCGGCCUCGCACCAGCUGGCCGGCUCGCACCUCGCGGCCGCGGCCGCCCACCAGCACAGCGCCCUCCAGCUGCACCAGAACGCCCACGGCCUGGCGGCUUAGGACGAGCGGCAGCUCGCGGCGCCGGACCCGCACGCCUCCGCCGCCAGAGACGACCCGCGUCACGCGUACUACCCGCUACCACCGCACCAUCAUCACCACUAUCAUCAUCACCCCCACUACGGCGUGCAGUCGCUGCAGCAGCAGCAGUACUACUACCCGCAGCAGCAGCAGCCCGGCUACGGCCAGCAUCAUCAGCAGGAGCCGGCGGCGGACUCGGUCUCCCCGUCCUCCAACUGCUCCAACACCCAGGACUCGAGCGACUCGUCGCGAUACCACGUCUUCCUCAAGAGGGAGUACGUGCAGUUCGAGCGGCGAGUCGCGAUCGACUGGCUGGAGCCAGAGGACGACGCCGCCACCGCGUCCAGUGCAACGCACCAGGAGGAGGCGGACGAUCGACGGCCGGCCGACGAGGAUGCCUAAGGUACACUGCUCGGACCCUCCCGUGUGUAAAUAAGUGCGUACAUGCGACCACACUACUCGUAUGCGUAUGCCCGGGGACAAAGUGCAAAUCGUCGGACUCGCGAUCGACGUACGUGUCGUAUGGACGAUGCUCUACGCAAAAUACACGCAUUAUAAAUAUAGGUAAAGGAUUGCUUGUUUUCAUUGUAGAUGUGAAGUAAUUUUAUCAUCAUCUAAUCGUCGUACUUAAGCAUUAUGUAGACACGUCUGUGUGCGCGCGUGCGUGUGUGUCAGUGUGCGUGCAGCGGCGAACGCGGAUUUGUAGCUCAAGCCGGAACUCUCCUGUCUCUCGGAGAGACGCGCGAGUACAUAGUUUAAUGCAAAUAGUUGUCGAAUAGUUAAUGAAUAAAUAACGCGAACUGCGCGACAGCGACACACAGCUGAGCAGCAGAGCGUGUCUUAUCGUGCGCGGCUGUGUGCAAGAGAGAGACUGAGUGCGAUCGUGACGACGUUGUACAGGGAAUGUGUGUUUCUGCGCGUUAUACAUACAAAUACAUAAUAUACAUAAUAUAAAUAUUUAUAUAUAUGGAGGUAUAUAUAUAAAGAUGAGAAAGAGAAACAAAUGAUGUAUUGAGGAAGACGGCACGACGACUGGGUAUUAGCAGUCGCGGUGUCCGCAGUAGUGUCUUGAGAUACAGUGAACCUAUUGUCAAGCUCGGAUCGCCGGCGGCCAUCAGACACUCCGCGCACUCGUCAUCUGUCCAAUUCGUAAACUCGAUAGUAUUCUCUCCUGCAGUUUUUAGCCUAUAUAUAAAUAUUAAGUAAAAUAUACAUAGCGAGCGAGCCGGAGACGACACGCGAGAUAUUAGGAUGAUGAAGAAAAGAAAGCAAACAAUACAAUUUUUAGUCGUAUAAUUAGUGUCACUUACUGUGUCCCCGGCCCCCUUCUCUAUAGACCUCUCGUGCUGUAUAACGUUACGUUGUCCUCUAGCCCCCUCGUGCGUGUCAAAGAAUAUAGCUUUCCCUUUGCUCUCGAUUUUUACCCCCUCAUUAUUUUCGCACCUUUCCGGACUGGGUGGAUAUAAACUUUUCGGCCCCGUUGAGAAAAUUUCGAUGUCCACUGCUGUACCACCACUGAUACUAUACUGUGUUUCUCCAUAUAGAAGAAGAAAUUGGUCAGGCCCCGUCGCGAUUAUUAUUGCGUAUUUUUCUACCCUUGUGAAAAAAUAAGUCCCAUCCAGUCUGCCGAGUGAACUUUUUCCUAGACGUAAUUCGAUAGUAGGCGGAAUGAGCGGAAACAAUGUAGUUACAAUUACGUAGCAUAAGAGAGAGAGAGAGAGAGAGAGAGAGAGAGAGAGAGAGAGAGAAAAGAGAAACCCUGAAAAUGGAUAGAGUUUUCAAGAAAACUUAAAAAAGAAACGUACUACACGCCUACCAACGAUCGCAUAACUAUCGUACCUAUAAUUCUUGAUCGUACGUAAAGAAUUAAAAGAAAGAAAGAAUUCGAAUCACGCGCGAAAAUUCAAGUCGGCUAGAGAACGACGAAGGAGUGCGCAGAGCCGCGCGUGAGUCGAGCUCUCGCGCACGCGACAUUGAUACCGGUGAAAGAAAAAUUUUUCAAAAGUUUGAUCUUACAAUUAUUCGAUGUUCUUGCCUCGGAAGACGAAUUAAAACAGUGUUAGCCUACUGCAGGUAAAACGAAAAAAGAAAAACACAAAGUAUUAAGCUCUGUAAAGUAUUUCGAUUUUAAAUUAUUGCGUUAUGCGUCUUCGAUAUAGAAAUUGAGCGAGAAGCGUCGUGGAAAGAAGAAUCAAUGAAUCUCGAGCUCGGUCUGACGCGACGAGACGUCGAGCAUCGUAAAUAUGCAAUCCAAAUCCUCCCACGCAUCACAGCUGUGAAAACGCGCGGGACUAUUGAGGGUGUAUAGGUAGUUAAAAAAGAAAAAGCGACUAAGGUUCGUUGCAACAUGUCCCAGUAGUUCUCUACUAUCUUAGUUGUAAAUUUUCGCGAAGUCGCGCGCGUGUGUUUGUUUGCGAUGGAAAAGCUCGGCAAGAGUGCGAAUACAUAAUAUACUUCUCGCAAUCGGGCGCAGCCGAAGCGCACUGGAUACAUACGAACCUCUGCUCGAGAUCGAAAUUAAUUUUGUUUCACUCUCUAUAUAGAAAUGACGGUCCGAUGCGCUUCGAGCUGCGCUCCCUCGUGUUUGGCAUUUUUUAUUUAACCGAUGACAAAAUGUAGACGCGUAUGUGACUGACUAGAAAAAUGCGAGUACAACGAGUGUGAGCGUGAAUAAUUUAAAGAGAAAAAAAUAAUUACUGCGGAUUUGCGCGAAAGACGAAAGAUGGUAGGGCCGACAACUGGCUUCUAUCACUGCAGGCCCCGUGAAACUGGGUCCGGACAAGUGUAUAGCUCUGCCGCAGUACUAGGAUAGUUAUAUUCUGUAACGAUGAUAAUAUAAUAUGGUAUAAGUAAUGAAUUUAAAAGAAAGAAAAAGCAAAUGAAGCACCAGUGAUGGAAAGAAAAUCGAAGUGAAACUGAAAAACCGUAGCAAUGCGAAAUUAAAUAAAAAAUAAAAAUGAGAAUCCCGGUCGCGACCCAGUCAUCGCGUCAGCUAAGCUUUUCGGCGCAAGUUGUAAUUAGUAAUAAUAAUUAUUAUGUCAAGGACACGAUGUUUACGAUGAUUAUUAAGGUUAUGAUUAUUAUAUUAUUAUCAUUAUAUAUAUUAUUAUUGUGAGCGUCACGUUAAUAUUAUGUUAUUGUUUUUAUUGUGUGUUGUUUUGUAUGUAUCAGCCUACAAUGAUAAUAUUAUUAUUAUGACGAUAAAAAAAAAUGAUCCAUUCAUAAAAGAAAAAAAUCAUGGUGUUAUUAAAUGUGUAUAUUAUCUUUGAAUCCGUUGCUGUAGAUACUUUCACGUUACACUUGACGAUGAAUUACCGUAUUAUGAUUUUAAGCGAUUGUACUUCCAAUCCCAGUUCUCCCACCUCGUUGUUGUUCUUUCUAAUAUAAAAAUACAUUAAUAUUGAGAACGUAAA
Molecule: messenger RNA, 8727 nt
Organism: Nasonia vitripennis (jewel wasp)
Lineage: Eukaryota; Metazoa; Arthropoda; Insecta; Hymenoptera; Pteromalidae
Product: homeobox protein abdominal-B
Exons: 2
Coding region: 3356-4966 (536 amino acids)
Biological process (GO): regulation of transcription by RNA polymerase II
Cellular component (GO): nucleus
Molecular function (GO): RNA polymerase II cis-regulatory region sequence-specific DNA binding; DNA-binding transcription factor activity, RNA polymerase II-specific
Source: RefSeq, a predicted model, not a curated record